This is a messenger RNA of Lichtheimia ornata, 1536 nucleotides long. RefSeq lists its product as uncharacterized. Gene Ontology annotation, molecular function: transmembrane transporter activity. Gene Ontology annotation, cellular component: membrane. Gene Ontology annotation, biological process: transmembrane transport. Lineage: Eukaryota; Fungi; Mucoromycota; Mucoromycetes; Mucorales; Lichtheimiaceae. The record is from RefSeq and is a predicted model, not a curated record. The transcript is spliced from 8 exons. Bases 1 to 1536 code for a protein of 511 amino acids.
AUGCUAUACAACGACCGCUCUGCUACCAGCCAAGACAACAAGAAUAUUAACGGCUCUGACGUCGAGCUCAACACAAUGGAAAAAAGACUUAGCCCAUCACUUUACGCUGUCGAAGCACAAUACGACCAUUAUGAUACGUCUUACGGCUAUAGCGUCGACGAACCAGUGAAAACAGCAGAAGAGCGUGCCUUGGUUCGAAAACUCGACUUUUACAUCAUGCCUAUUAUUUGUAUUCUCGACUUUUUGCAGUUUCUCGACAAAACCACCAUCAAUUAUGCAGCAUUGUUCAACUUCAAAGAAGAUCUCAACUUGACGGGCUUCCAAUAUAGCUUUCUUGGGUCGAUCUUUUAUUUAGGCUACUUGCUGUAUCAGCUACCCAACAACUUUUUUCUACAACGCUUCUCGGUGGGACGCUACAUUGGUGUGAUCGUGACCGUAUGGGGCAUCGUUCUUGCAUGCACAGCUCUCGGCGAAAACUUUUCCCAAGUUGCUGCCAUGCGAUUCUUGUUGGGCUUUUUUGAAGCUGGCACAUACCCUGCCCUUACCUUGUUGGUUAGCACAUGCUAUCGACGCUCCGAACAAGCUGCAAGACUUGGCGCCUUUUGGACAUGGUCAGGUGUCGCACUCAUCAUUGGUGGUCUUAUCUCUUAUGGUGUAGGCAAAAUGGAGAACGAUCUCGGCAUUGCAAAGUGGAAAUGGAUCAUGAUCAUUCUCGGAUGCGCCACCAUCUUUAUGGGCAUUGUCAGCUUCUUUUUCCUUGUUGACAACCCCAAAUCAAAAGCAUUACGCUUGAACGCAGAGCAAGAAAUCUUGGUUGAAGAGCGUACACGAGACAACUCGGUUGUGCGUACAACGACUAUCAAGAAACAUCAGAUCACAGAAGCCCUAUGUGAGGUACGCUUUUGGGCUCUUGGUUUUGCUUGUCUCUUUAUCAAUCUCCAAAACGGUGCUAUCACCAUCUACAAUGCUCAAAUCGUACAAGACUUUGGAUUCAAUCAAAUUGAAUCCGUAUUAUUGAGUGUGGGCUCUGGUGGUGCCGAUAUCAUCUUUAUCAUUAUCGCUGUGAUGGUAGCUAAGCGUACAGGCGAAACGCUUUUGACCGCAUGCGGUAUGAUGCUGAUUGAUUUGAUCGGCUUGAUCUUGCUUCAAGUGAUUCCUGUCAUGCGCGUUAAACUUGUUGGCUUUUACAUGGUUUGGUCCUAUUGUGCUGCUUACGUGCUUAUGAUCGCAAGUGUCUCGAACAAUAUUUCUGGCUACACGAAAAAGAUUUUCUACAAUGGCAGCCUCAUGAUCUUUUACACUAUUGGAAACUUUAUUGGACCAAUGUUGAUGUUUGAUUCCGAGAAGCCUGAUUAUCGCACUGGCAUGGUCGUCUACUGUGUUACGUCCUUUUUGGUUAUGUGCUUGUUUACUUUGACCCGAUUCAAGAUGGCAGCUGUUAAUCGCGUGCGUUUAGAGCGCCCAUCGGGCGUUGUGACCAAUGUCGAGGAUGAUUUAAGCGAUGUACAGGAUCCCAAUUUUAUAUACCGGCUUUAA